Molecule: messenger RNA, 2127 nt
Organism: Myxocyprinus asiaticus (Chinese sucker)
Lineage: Eukaryota; Metazoa; Chordata; Actinopteri; Cypriniformes; Catostomidae
Product: elongation of very long chain fatty acids protein 7-like
Exons: 8
Coding region: 162-1028 (288 amino acids)
Biological process (GO): sphingolipid biosynthetic process; very long-chain fatty acid biosynthetic process; fatty acid elongation, polyunsaturated fatty acid
Cellular component (GO): endoplasmic reticulum membrane; endoplasmic reticulum
Molecular function (GO): fatty acid elongase activity
Source: RefSeq, a predicted model, not a curated record
GACGGAACUCCCGCUGCUGAAAGAUUAAUUGAUGGAGUUUAGUGUAGUCACACCCGCAGAUUUUACUUUUUAAUCUUCUUUACCUGGCUGGGAGACAGAAACCAAGCGUGCUGGUGAGCGUGGAGCGGGAGGAUCUAAAGGGGGUCUGAUCAUUGGCAGUGAUGGCGUUCCGUGAGUUCAAAACCACAGCUGCACAACUGUAUGAUGAGUGGAUCAAAGAUGCAGACCCCAGGACAGAAGACUGGCUGCUCAUGUCCUCUCCACUCCCGCAAACAAUUAUUAUUGCUUUUUAUAUCUACUUUGUGAUGUUGCUGGGGCCCAGGUUAAUGGAGAACAGGAAACCGUUUGAAAUGAAGAAGGUCCUUGUCGUCUAUAACUUCAGCAUUGUGGCCUAUUCUCUAUACAUGUGUUAUGAGUUUGUGAUGUCAGGCUGGGGAACAGGGUAUUCAUUCCACUGCGAUCUUGUAGACUACUCUCGAUCACCACAAGCCAUGAGGAUGGCAUGGACUUGCUGGCUCUAUUACUUCUCCAAGUUCAUUGAGAUGUUGGACACAAUUUUCUUUGUGCUGAGGAAAAAGUACAAUCAGGUGACCUUCCUUCAUGUCUACCAUCAUUCCAUCAUGCCUUUCACCUGGUGGUUUGGAGUCAGAUUUGCUGCAGGUGGCAUGGGGACAUUUCAUGCCCUUCUUAACUGCAUUGUUCAUGUCAUCAUGUAUACAUACUAUGGGCUGUCAGCACUGGGCCCUGCCUACCAGAAGUAUUUAUGGUGGAAGAAGCAUCUGACUUCAAUACAGCUAAUCCAGUUUGUCAUGGUAUCGAGUCAUAUUAGCCAGUACUUCUUCAUGAAAGACUGUCCUUACCAGUACCCCAUAUUCAUCUGCAUCAUUGGUCUUUACGGCUUUGUCUUCCUCCUCCUCUUCCUCCACUUUUGGUACCACGCCUACACGAAAGGCAAAAGGCUUCCCAAAGUCUUGCAAAAAACAAGCAUGGCACAAAACAACAAUGAUGUACACCACAAGACAGAAUAAAUGGCGUGAGGUGACCUACCAAUCGGCAGUGACAACAUACCUAAGAAAGCCAUUUGGCUGCAUUUUUAUAUCAAGAAUAUUUAUGUAUACCAUAAAGGUUUAUCUGGCUGCCCUGAGAAAAUGUUACUGUACAGACCAUGUCCAACAGUCUAGACUGGUUCUUCCCAUCUACACUCAACUGGGCAUUUGAGUUGCAACUGGUGUCCUUGCCCCAUGGGCUGUUCCUGUUGCCAGUAUUUUCCUGUUUUUUUUUUUUUUGCAUACUGGAGUGCUUCCCCCUUAACUGAGAUAUGAAAAGAGACCAAACCCUCCCGGCUCAGGCACCUAAUUUUAUUGAUGUUUUAGAUGCAGUUUUGUAUAUUUUGCUCUUUAAGUCCCAGUGUUUUGUCUAGAUCAGCUAAUAAUGUGGAGAAGUGUUGGCAGGUUCCAUUUGGUAGAAGGAUUGGUCAGUACGCUUCUCCACAACUUAAAGGAAUAGUUCACCCAGAAAUGAAAACUGUCAUUUACUUGCCCUCAGUUUUUUCCAAACCAGUAUUGCUUUCUCUAGUGGAACACUGAAUGUUCCUCAGUCACCUUUCACUUCCAUUGCGUCUUUUUCCAGGCAAUGAAAGUGAAUGGUGACUGAGGAUACUGUAAGGUUUUUUGGUGUUUUAUGGGAAAGAGUCAAACAGGCUUGGAGCAACAUGAGUUGAGUAAAUCAUAUUUUAAUUUUGGGUGGACUGUACCUUUAAAAUUUCUGUUCUCUCUACAGAAUGAGGCAAACUGCAGUUGGUGCUAUCUUCUGUUAUGUUUCUAUUUAUGUUGAAGUGUCUCUCACCCUCUACAUGUGACUUUGAGUUCAGGGUGAAUGUAAGCAGUACUUCGACUGUCCUUGAAGGAACCGAUGCAUUGAUCUUAACUGUGCACUAUUGGUGAAACGGGACAGGAACUAUGAAGCUGUGCUUGACUAUUUAAAAAAAAAAAAAAAAAAGUCUACUUUUUGUUUUUCUUAUUGUGUUGUCAUGAAUUUCUUGACAGGAGCCCACAUAAUUUUUGUAUAAGGAAAUUUAGUAUGAUUAUGGACUGUUUUAAAUAUUUAUGAAAAAAAUAAAUGCUGAAU